This is a messenger RNA of Schistosoma turkestanicum, 1041 nucleotides long. NCBI's taxonomy places the organism in Eukaryota, Metazoa, Platyhelminthes, Trematoda, Strigeidida, Schistosomatidae. The record is from the annotation of a GenBank genome assembly.
AUGCCAAAUGAAAAGCAUAAGGUUGUUAGUAUUCCUGUGAAUUGUGAAAACCGUACAUUUGAGAAACAAAGACGUGAUUUGCUAGAAACCUUAGAGUAUAAAGGUGGUGAUGACUCCAUUGACUUACUCACUGAUGAUUGGUCGAAAAGACUGAAACGUUGGGUUGACUUGUCAUGGAAUAGCUGGAAUGAUGAAAUCCGACGUUUGAAACAAGGAAUGUUCGUACUACUGCCGCUUAAUACAUGUGGUCUCGUGGGGACUUGUGACCCUAUUUUGCUUAUGGACCAGAUGGAGCAUCAAAUGAAAGACUUACGUGACCAGAUUCAUGAUAAUGAUGUGAUUUCAACUGGUGUAGUGAGCGAUUAUCUUAAGGAUGCCUAUGAAAUAGGUGACAAUGGGAAUGUGUACUUUCAUGUACGUUUUGAUGUGAAAGACUUUGAACCCGAAGAUAUUAAUGUGUCAAUGAUUGAUGACUAUAUUAAAGUACAAGCCAAGAAGGUGAUAAAAAUGGACGAUUCCAGUAGUUAUCGUGAAUUUUGUCGAAUAAUUCAACUACCCAAAUCAAUUAACUACAAUCAAUUGAAAUGUAGCCUUACUAGUGAUGGCGUCUUAAAUAUUGCAUCUCCAGUGAAUGCACCGAACUACCAAUCACUUACAUUUAAUGAUAACGGUAAGAUUAGCGUUCGGCCUAAAUCAUACAAUCAAGUUCAAAAUGCUCACAGUUUAAAGAAACUGGAAAUCAAAGGUGAUCAUGGUUACUCUAUUAUUGACAACCAAAAUGGUGGUAAGAAUAUACAUGUUGAAAUACCAUUGGAUGAAAUCUAUGAACCUGAAGAUUUAUGCAUCAGUGUUGAUUCAAACCGAAUUGUAAUCUUUGGUCGUCACCAUAUAAAAGGUUGUCAUUCAAGUUCCUAUGCUGAAUUCAAUAAUUCAUAUGAAGCUCCAGAAACACUGGACCCAUUGUCCAUUUCUGCUCAAUUGAUUGACAAAACACUAGUUUUAGAAGCUCCUCUAAUGAAGUAUCAUUCACUGAAGCAGUAA